Closterium sp. NIES-65 is the source of this 3135-nucleotide messenger RNA. The record is from the annotation of a GenBank genome assembly. Lineage: Eukaryota; Viridiplantae; Streptophyta; Zygnematophyceae; Desmidiales; Closteriaceae.
AUGGAAGACGACUCUUAUAUCCCGCUAGGCACUCCGCCGAUUCGGAAGCUCCCUUCUGGCGCGGCGCGCCAUGGCGGGCGAUCCGCAGGGGUUCCGCGCAAGCGCCGCCGCAUCCUCAACCCCGCGCACGUGGACGUCGUCGCUUCCCCCGGAGCCAGCCCCGAGCGGCGGCCUUUCGAGUCCGACACGCCGACUCGCAACGCGAUCGACGCGCUGAUCAAAAGCGCCCCCGGCGCUUCGGUUAGAAACGCGCCUGGAGCUUCGCGCGGGGAAGGUUUCUUUUCCGCGGAACAGACUGGCACGGGUCUGUUUUCCGGCCGCCGUGUGCUGUUUCCGGGCGGGGAGUUUGACGGGGCUGGAAGGGGGAACGGCGGGAGCGAAGUGGGGACGGAGGGGAAGGGUACCGAGGGAGUCGCGGGGAAGAACGCAUCGGGGGAAGUUGUUGGCGCAAUGGCGGGAUUGGCGGUUUACCGGCGACUGGCGUUUGGGGACGAGCGAGCGGAAGGGCGGGAGGGUAGCCGAACGACGCUCAAAGCUGAUGGUGAGGCUGAACGAGAAAGUGAGCAAGAGGAAAAAGCGGGAGAGGGCAAGAGCGAUAAGGCGGUAGAGGAGGAUGAGAGAGAGGUGGAGGAGGAGGUGGAGGAGGAUGAAUUGGAGCUAGAGAUAGUGUAUGCGGAAGAAGGUGAGGGGAGGAAGCAGAGAGAGGAGGGUGGCGAGGAGGAUGUGAGAGGAGAAAGCAAGGGAGAUGGGGAAGAGAAGGGUCGAGAGAAGGAGGUUAGAACGAGGAAAGAUAAGCUCAAGGUCUCAGGAGACCCAGGGAUUUCCAGAGUCACCGCUGCCGUUAUUCCUGCUGUCAGUGCUGCUGUUGCCGCUGCCGCUGUAGCCGACAGUGCCGUGACUCGUUUCUCGUCGUCUAAUAACGCGGACGGGGAUGACCUGUUUCGGUGGAACCGCAUCCAUAGAGGGAGCACUGGGCCCGGGGGACGCGGAAGCGGAUCCAGUGGGCCCAAGACACGUGGCGAGGUGCUGGCAGCCAUGGUGGGCGUUCAGAUGCCACGUCAGCAAGGGGUACGAAGCAUGGCGCCGGAUAUGGAGGGGCGGAUAACGGCCGCAGCAGCAGCUGCAGGGGGAGUGAGAAGCGGACGGGCUGGUGUGUCCCCGAUACAGUCACCUUCGAAAGGAGCAGCUAUUAAAAGUGCAGUGAGAGGAGAUAUAGGUGCAGAAGCAGGAGGAGGAGGAGCGAGGAGCGCGAGAUCAGCAACAGGCUUGGCAGCAGCAGCAGCGGCGGCAAAGGCGGAGGCUGACGAUCUUCCACCACAGUUCCUGGAAAUCGCGCAGCUGUUCGACGCGCUGGAGCUGAGUUGCCGCCUGCUGCGCGCGAGGAAGCUUCUGUGCUCCUUCCAGGCGAUUAAAGAUGCGGUCCAGGACGUGACUAAGAGGCGCUUCACUCAGCGGCACCUGGCGCAGAUGCUCAGGGCGUCUGCCCGCCAGGCGGUGCUUGGCGUUCCGCUGCUCAGAGUGGAAUCCGUUCUUCUGCCGGAAAAAAACUCCUCUCCUGUGAAGUUCUCAGGGGCUGCGGGCAGGGCGGCAAGGUUUGGACGUAGCGUGUGGGAUCUGAAGAUAAUAUUGGAGAGUGAAGGGGAGGGGAAGGGGGACGAUGGUGAAAGUGAUUUGUCUGCAGCUGCGGAUAAUGGUUCAGGGGGCGUUGGAGGGAUAGCAGGAGGUGAAUUGGCAUCAGGCAUUGCAGGAGGGACAGGCAUGGCAGCAGGCAUGGCAGGAGGCAUGGCAGGAGGCAUGGCAAUAGGCACAGGCAUGGUAGGAGGGAGGGUGAGGAGCGAGGAGGGCGACAUGCUGUGGCGGAAAAGAGAGUUCCGGGCAAGGCUGGGGAGACUGGCUCGUGCCAUGGGGGCAGUGGGAACGGACAAGGAUGUGACUGCAGCAGAUGUGACUAUACCGGAGGAGACUCUGCCAGACCCACUCUCUCCCUCCCCAGCAUCAGCUUUAGAGUCUCGUGCAUCUGUUAAUGCUCAUGCCACUCACUCUAGUCACACUCAUUACAGUCACACUCGCUCUACUCACCCUGUCAGUCGCAGGAGUCUAUUUCCUGACGCAUCCACCAACCCUACCUUUGCCGAAGCGGGUCUAGGCUCGGCGCCAACAGCUGCACCCUUUGCCAGGCCUGUUUUGCAGUCCCGGCCAAUUUCCCCAACCCAUCGCCAUCGGCCUGCUUCGGCAGAUAGGGUCGGCAGGAAUCCGAACCCAGACUUGGGCGCUCGUGUGAGGGUGGACCUCACUCCGUCGUUGGAUCGCUUGGCUCGCCGGACCAACGUGGGAGGUUUGGCAGGAGCAGCUGAAGAUGGGUCCGAGCAGGCUAGGGCAGCACGGCAGCUGCUGUUUGGAGGAACGGCGGAGGUUGCUAGGGUUAGUGGUGGGGCUUCAGGUGCUGCUGGUGCUGCUGGUGCUGCUGGUGCUGCUGGUGCUGCUGGUGUUGCUGAAAUAGCCAGAAAAGGAGUUGAGGAGGGAGAGGAAGAGGUGUGGGGUGGUGAUGUGGUAGGGGAGCUGGAGCCGCUGCAGCAGCAGGGAGUGGGGGAAGGUGGAGAACAAGUUGGAGCGGUUGGGAGGGGUGGAGGAGACAGCGAUGGGGAGGGUGGGGGAAGUGACUCAGAGAUCCUGUCUCGCCUGCCGCAAGGGCUCGUACACUCGGUUCGAAAGCGUGAGGAGCAGCAGCGUGCUGAGGCUACGGACGAGGCGCGGCAGGCGCGGCGGCGGCGGCUGCUGCUGGCGGAGCUGCCUCUCCUAACCGACAUGGUAGUCGCUCUCUUUGCCAGCUGUCGCGCUGCCGUGCUGCCACAUAGGGACCUUGUGGUCCGGCUGGUGGCCAAUCACAGCAAGCAGACCAACCAAGAGGAGAUUGAGGAACAGUUGAAGAUUCUAGAGGAGAUAGCGCCAGAUUGGUUGUGCGCUAAGAUGUCCCUUCGAGGGGAGAAACUGUAUCGAUUGUCCAAGGUGGUGAUGGCCGCACACGUGAAGGCGCGGGUGAAGGAUGAACAGAAGCUUGAUCCAGAGCAGCACCAGCACGCACCAUCACGCUGUUCUAUGCAUGGUGCUUCCGAGGUUAGAAGGAGCUUGUUUUAG